Messenger RNA from Drosophila sulfurigaster albostrigata, 786 nucleotides. Its product is annotated as protein aubergine-like. Gene Ontology annotation, biological process: regulatory ncRNA-mediated gene silencing. The coding region runs from base 1 to 786 and encodes 261 amino acids. The transcript has 3 exons. Gene Ontology annotation, cellular component: P granule. NCBI's taxonomy places the organism in Eukaryota, Metazoa, Arthropoda, Insecta, Diptera, Drosophilidae. The record is from RefSeq and is a predicted model, not a curated record. Gene Ontology annotation, molecular function: piRNA binding.
AUGAAAACAGCGGGCAAGCGGCUCAGCCACUGGCUGGCUGUUGGCUUGCUCAGACUCAAACUAAUGGGUGCUCCAUGGAUGAUAGAACUUCCUAGAAAUGGAUUGAUGACCGUUGGAUCUGAUGUAUGCCACUCGUCUAAGAGCAAAAACAAGUCAUAUGGCGCUUUUGUAGCAACUAUAGAUAUGAAGUCCUCCACACGAUAUUUCUCUUCAGUUACUGAGCAUAUGAAGGGUCAGGAACUGUCUAAUCAAAUAUUAAUGAAUAUGACAUGUGCACUAAAGGCAUAUCGUGAGCAUCAUGGGAGUUUGUCCGAUCGCAUUCUCUUUUUCGGCGACUGUGUAGGUGAUAGUCAGCUAAAUCAACGAAGGCCAGGUGUAUUCAAUAUUGAGGAGAAAUUCCUCAAAACUCGACUGGACGAGAUCUAUAAAUCGGCGGGAAGAGAGAAAGGUUGCAACUUGGCCUUUAUUGUUGUAAAAAAAAGAAUUAACACACGUUACUUUGUUAAUAAAAAAAAAUAUCCUGAACCUGGAACCGUCGUCGACGAUGGAGUCACUUUGCCCGAGCGUUAUGAUUUCUAUUUGGUUUCACAGGCCAUAAAACAAGGUACUGUUUCUCCAACAAACUACAAUGUUUUGCAUGACAGCAUGGGUAUGAAUGCUGAUAAGAUACAAAUACUAACGUACAAAAUGACACAUAUGUACUACAAUUGGUCUGGAACUUGCCGAGUUCCUGUAGUUUGCCAAUAUGCUAGCUACACAAGUACAUCCAACACUAGAACCAUUUGA